Oppiella nova is the source of this 620-nucleotide messenger RNA. Lineage: Eukaryota; Metazoa; Arthropoda; Arachnida; Sarcoptiformes; Oppiidae. The record is from the annotation of a GenBank genome assembly.
AUGAACAAUAAGUCGAAAGCCGAGCUCCAGGAGAACUGUGAAAAUAUUGGCAAACUUUGGCUACAAAUCAAACGACAUAUGGAUCAAGAAGUGGAGAAAAGAUAUAAACUCUUGCGACGAGAGUUCAGAAUUUUGAACGACAUAUCGGUUGAAGUAAAUCCGACUCAUAACUCAUCGGUCUAUCGGACGCCUACUGUGGGUCUGACAGAACAGAAUCGGUUCGACAAUACUGUCCAAAAAAUGGCCAACAAAAUGAUCAACAUAUCGGCCCAUUCCGAGCAAUUGCCACAAACCAUGUGGAGAGACAGACAGAAGACUUACGCCAGAAAAGUAUUAAACAUCCGAAGCCCUCUUCCGCUCACUUCCAGCGUUCAGAAGUUCACAAAAUCCAAGUCAGAGCCAAAUAAUGUUACUAUUCAAGAGAGAUGUGCCACCAUUGAGUGCAUCCGCGAAGAGGAUCUCAAAUUGAUUAAUAAAUUCAGUCAAAUGUCGAGUAAUGCCAUCAAAAAGGGGUUCAGUUUCUGGUCAGAAGAGCCGAUUGUUGUCGAGUUUAACCCAAACACCAAAUCCAAAUGAACUAUUGAUUAUGGUUUUAGAUUUAGAUUUAGUAUUAAUUAUAC